Molecule: messenger RNA, 1983 nt
Organism: Neurospora tetraspora
Lineage: Eukaryota; Fungi; Ascomycota; Sordariomycetes; Sordariales; Sordariaceae
Product: WD repeat-containing protein NCU09302/NCU11420
Exons: 2
Coding region: 266-1828 (520 amino acids)
Biological process (GO): regulation of DNA damage checkpoint
Cellular component (GO): nucleus
Molecular function (GO): DNA binding; protein binding
Source: RefSeq, a predicted model, not a curated record
CGCCGAUUUGUUUCUCAUGCGUCGACGCGACCCGGUGGCGCGCCUCCAGUUUAGUUUUUUAAUUGAUUUCCAUUGUUGAUUGCGACCAUCUGUUGCACUUUACCACAUUCGCGUUGCUGCCUGGCCUACCCGUGCGUAAACUCUUGAAUAAAGAUAGCGUCUGGUGUCUGUCUCUUGUUUUAGACCCUUUUUGUCAUCCUCCAUUGUCUUCACCAAACCGUCCUCCUCGUGUUCUAUCGGCCGUUGCAUUUUCCCGAGUCCCAAGAUGCCUCCCAAGAAGGAACCCGUUAUGAGCGCGUUCGAGCGCAAGCGCCUCGAGAACAUUGCCAACAACAAUGCCAUCCUAAGCGGCAUCAGUACCACGGCAGACAAGAUUAUCCCGAAGCCUGCGCCUCCCAAGCCCAAACGCGCCAGCACGCCCCGAGUCAAGCGCGAACCUGUCAAAAAGGAACCGGCCCGUCCCACGCGCCAGAGCAGUCGCCUCGCCGGCCUCGAAGCGGAUUCCGAAGUUCUCAAGCGCAAACUAGAUGUUGAAGCCGAGGCGGAAGCAGCAAAGGCCAAGGCCAAGAAGAUGCGCGUCAGUGGUGAUUUGAACCUCGGCGACAUCACGGUCGAGGGUCGCAAGUGGGAAAGUAGUGCCGACGGCCUAGCGCUGUUGAAGGGUCUUGGUGUUCGAGGGGCGCAACCUGGUGUGAGGACGUUUACAGACGACGAUGUCAAAGAUACCAAGGAUAAGGGGUUAAAGGACUUGCGGUUGCGCAUGAGCGGACUCAAGUUGUACGAGAAGUGGGCAGUUAAUGAUAUCAAACUCGUUCCCCAGCGCAUCUACUCCAUGUGCUUCCACCCCACCGAAGAAAAGCCCAUAAUCUUCGCUGGCGACAAAGAAGGCGCCAUGGGCGUGUUCGACGCUUCUCAACCCGCGCCCGAAAUCGACGACGACGAUGAAGAUGCCGAAUACCCAGACCCCAUCAUAUCCGCCUUCAAAACCCACUCCCGUACAAUCACCUCCUUCCACUUCUCCCCUACCGACUCCAAUGCCAUCUACUCUGCCUCGUACGACUCUUCGAUUCGCAAAUUGGACCUAGACAAGGGCAUCUCAACCGAGGUCUUUGCCCCGUCCUCUUCGUCUGACGACCUCCCCAUCUCCGCCAUCGACAUCCCGACUACCGACCCGAACACCAUCAUCUUCUCGACCUUGCAAGGCUCCCUGGGCCGACAAGACCAGCGCACCAAACCUUCCUCGGCCGAAAUUUGGGGCUUAACCGACCAAAAGAUUGGCGGUUUCUCCCUGCAUCCUCAGCACCCUCACCUCGUCGCGACCGCCUCGCUCGACCGCACCCUCAAGAUCUGGGACCUACGCAAGAUCAGUGGCAAGGGGGACCUCCGCCACCCUGCCCUCCUAGGGGAGCAUGAAUCCCGUCUUUCUGUUUCGCAUGCGUCUUGGUCUUCCUCGGGACACAUCGCCACUUCUUCGUACGACGACCGCAUCAAGAUCUACAGCUUCCCCUCUGCUGGCGAGUGGAAAGCCGGGCACGACAUAGCCGCAAAGGAAAUGCAACCGACGGUUCAGAUACCGCAUAACAACCAGACGGGAAGAUGGGUGACGAUUUUGAAGCCGCAGUGGCAAAGGAACCCACAGGAUGGGUGGCAGAAGUUUGUAAUUGGAAACAUGAAUCGGUUCGUGGACGUUUAUGCGGAGGACGGAGAGCAGUUGGCGCAGCUGGGAGGCGAUGGGAUCACGGCGGUGCCGGCGGUUGCACACUUUCAUCCGACUAAGGACUGGGUGGCCGGCGGAACGGCGAGUGGGAAGUUGUGUUUGUGGAUGUAGUGGUGGUGAUGCUUAUGUUUUUUGGGUAGCUGGGUGUUGUUAGUGUUGUUUUUGGAUGUUUGUUGUACUUGGUGUUCUGCGAUGAUACCAUGUUUGGAUGACUUGAUGGCGGCGUCGAUAGACUCGAAACUAUAACCGAGUGUUUGGAUUUCGGC